Lottia gigantea (owl limpet) is the source of this 825-nucleotide messenger RNA. RefSeq lists its product as hypothetical. The transcript is spliced from 2 exons. NCBI's taxonomy places the organism in Eukaryota, Metazoa, Mollusca, Gastropoda, Lottiidae. The record is from RefSeq and is a predicted model, not a curated record. The coding region runs from base 1 to 825 and encodes 274 amino acids.
AUGGCGAACAAGUUUGGAUUGGGUUCUUUAUCUUUAGAAACUAAAAAACCUAACAUUACAGCAUGGAUAAAUAAAGCGAAACCUUACUUUGUGGAUCAAAUCGGAGACACUCUUCAAGGUGAUUUAGAUACGAACAAUUUCAAAGUAACUAAUUUAAAGUCUCCGGAAAACGAUAAUGACGCCGUUCACAAGAAAUAUUUACGGGAACAAAUAAAUUCAAUUGAAGUAAAAGUUGAUUCAUUAUUCUUCAAACAAGUCUCACUUUCAUCUAAUAAAAAAUUUAACGCUCAAAAAGUUCUUCAGUUUAUCAAUGGUAGAGACAAUGUAGAAAUUAAGGAAUAUGAAAGUAUCGACGAAAACAACAAGGUUAAUCACUUAUAUGAAAUUAAAACGAGUGGAAAAUAUAUAGAUAGGUUUAGAAUGUUAAUCAUACCAGAUAAUAAAGAAGAUGGACUUUCAUUAAGUGAUUUUGAUAAGAUAGUGGAGACGAAAACUUCACCAUCAAUGAAUAUCAUUAAAAAUCCAGAACCACAAAAAGGAGCAAGUAGUUAUCAGUUUUUACGAACGACAGACUAUGAAUACGUAAAACUAUAUUUUGUUGAUAAUGAUAUAUUUACCUCAAUUGAUAUUCAUAAAAGUCAACAAAAACAAUUUAUUUUAAUACCAGCAAUAAGAGAUAUAUCAAUCUCUAUUGAAAAACCAAAAUUUUCAAUUAAUCUAAACAAGAUUAAUGAUUCGAAAGAACAAAUAUCAUUAAUAACUGUAAAAGUUGUUAUUGAUGAUGGUAAACACAUAGCAGCUUUAUCAGAAGUUCACUUAAUUUAA